AUGUCCGUGAGAAGUUCCAAGGGAGGUCCAGAAAGUAGACCAUCAUCUGCCGCCAGCAUGUCUCCACGAGGGGGGAGGGGUGCAGCAGCUGGCAGAUCGCCUGCAACUGGGAGAUUCAAAAACAAGGCCCUUCAGCUCAGCCUCUCCAAGAAAUUCUGCUCAAAGUCACAGUCCCCCUCGGCCCAAGGGAAGGGCUCUGGUGAGGAGGAGACUCGUCGGCGCAGUAAAAGGAGCCUCAGCAACAGCUCAGCGGUGGCCGCUGCCUACAUCUCCUACCUCAACAAACUCUUUGGACAGGAGAGAGAGCUGAUGCCAGAGGAGUUAGAUGAGCUGCAGGAGGCCUUUAAGGAAUUUGACUACGAUGCGGAUGGCUUCAUCCAUUACAAAGACAUCGCAGACUGCAUGAGGACCAUGGGCUACAUGCCUACAGAGAUGGAACUCAUCGAGAUCAUCCAGCAAAUCAAAAUGAAAUGGGGUGGCCACGUAGACUUUGAUGAUUUCUGCGAGCUAAUGGGGCCGAGGAUGCUGGCUGAGACGGCGCACAUGGUUGGGCUGAAGGAGCUCCGCUGUGCCUUCAAACAGUUUGACUGUGAUGGUGAUGGAAAGAUCACGCUUGAUGAGCUGAAGGAGGGCAUGAAGACCCUCCUGGGGGAGAAGCUGAAGAAAGGCGAGCUGGAGGAGAUCCUCGGCGACAUUGACCUCAACAAAGAUGGCAACAUCGACUUUGAUGAGUUUGUUAUGAUGCUUUCUGCACGAUGA
Toxotes jaculatrix (banded archerfish) is the source of this 759-nucleotide messenger RNA. RefSeq names its product calcium binding protein 4 (gene cabp4). The coding region runs from base 1 to 759 and encodes 252 amino acids. The transcript has 8 exons. Gene Ontology annotation, molecular function: calcium ion binding. The record is from RefSeq and is a predicted model, not a curated record. Lineage: Eukaryota; Metazoa; Chordata; Actinopteri; Toxotidae.